This is a messenger RNA of Drosophila hydei, 1167 nucleotides long. RefSeq names its product protein lifeguard 2. Bases 211 to 1113 code for a protein of 300 amino acids. The transcript has 4 exons. The record is from RefSeq and is a predicted model, not a curated record. Gene Ontology annotation, cellular component: membrane. Lineage: Eukaryota; Metazoa; Arthropoda; Insecta; Diptera; Drosophilidae.
ACAAACGGCUCCUUAUUUGAAUAGUCAAAUAAGUUCAGUUUUAAAUAAAAGGAACCAAAAGCGGCAUAUUCAAGGAGAUAUGCAAACAUCCCAUCACUAAUUGGUCCAUUCAGUAUGAAUAGAGUCGUCGAGAGGAAGAACGACGAAGUUUGCUCGUUAAUCUCUUAAGAAAUUUCGAAUUUGAUAAGAGACUUGAGCAAGAAUAGAAACAUGUCGUAUAAUCGUAUAGAGGUACCCAAGGACUUAAGCGAAAUGACAAAACCAAUCAAUAAUGGAGAGCGCUAUCCACCGAUACCGUUACCGCCGCCGCCGACUAGACAGGGAACCGAGUCGAAGCCAAUGAUUCAAAUGAACUCAUCAGCAUUUUUAGAGUCUGGACCGAUUAUAAUAAACAAUACAACUGUAUUCGUAUUAGAGGGACAGGACGAGACUCUGGCAACAAAGAACUUUAUCUUCAAUGAUCAAACUAUAAGAAAGGGCUUUAUACGUAAGGUCUACUCCAUACUAUUGACUCAGCUGCUCUUCACCUGUGGCGUUAUCUGCAUUUUCAUGUACCAUGACCCAACCAAAUAUUUUGUACGCGCUCAUCCAAAUGUGGUGAUGGUUGCUAUGGUCGUCAAUAUAGUUGUUGUCAUCUCGAUGGCUUGCUGUGAAACUGCUCGACGACAUUUUCCUGUUAAUUUUGUGUGCCUAGGCCUGUUUACGGUGACCAUGUCGUUACUACUUGGGGCCGUCGCUAGCUCCUUGGAAGCGAAUCUUGUGCUCUUAGCCGUGGGCAUAACGGCUUUGUUAGUGGCUGCUCUGUCCAUAUUUGCCAUACAAACCAAAUACGAUUUCACAGCCAUGGGCGGCGUCCUAAUCGCAGUAGUUGUCAGCCUAUUGAUUCUUGGUUUUGCAGGCGCAUUUCUACGCCAAGCUUUCGGCGAGACGGCACUUGCCUGUCUUGGUGCAUUGUUUGGCAGCUUUAUGCUUAUCUACGAUACACAACUGAUUAUUGGUGGCACGCAUGAAUAUCAAUUUAAUCCCGAGGACUAUAUAUUUGCAGCAUUAACUUUAUAUAUCGAUGUUGUACGCCUAUUUUUAUACAUAUUGCGUUUAAUUGCUAGGAAGUAAAGUUGACUUCAUUUGGCUAUUACGCAAAAUGGAAAUACUCUGAAACGUUAUUAU